Messenger RNA from Armigeres subalbatus, 5888 nucleotides. Its product is annotated as zinc finger protein Xfin-like. Gene Ontology annotation, cellular component: nucleus. The transcript is spliced from 20 exons. Bases 244 to 5844 code for a protein of 1866 amino acids. The record is from RefSeq and is a predicted model, not a curated record. Gene Ontology annotation, biological process: regulation of transcription by RNA polymerase II. NCBI's taxonomy places the organism in Eukaryota, Metazoa, Arthropoda, Insecta, Diptera, Culicidae. Gene Ontology annotation, molecular function: zinc ion binding; RNA polymerase II cis-regulatory region sequence-specific DNA binding; DNA-binding transcription factor activity, RNA polymerase II-specific.
UAUCGACCUAGUUAAUAUUACAAAUAAAUUAAAGAAAUUUUAUGCCUGCGUUAUAAUUUCGAAUUAACGUUCCAACAGUUUAAGUUGAAUAAGCUAGUUUUUUGGCUAAAAAAAACUAUUUUUCUGAAGAUUGAUUAGUUUAUCGGAAUAAUGUUGAUGAUUAGUAAUGUUAAAAUAAAUUAAACCAAUUUAUGUGAAGUCCUUUUCUUAUCUAGACUAUUUUCUCGACAAUUUAUAAAGAAUAUGGCUUUGGCGGAAUGUGAUAAGACUGCGGAUAACUUCCAAAACGUUCAUCAAAUAUGUCGACUAUGCCUGAGUGAAGAAUUCCUCGAAGAUAUACAUAAAGACGAAAACCUGCAGCAGUGGAUAUGUGACUUCCUUUCGAUAACGGUUUCUACUGAGGAUGGCCUGACUCAGAGUGUUUGUGAUAUCUGUCGAAUACGGUUAUCCGAGUUCCAUCAGUUUCGGUUGCGCUGCCAGGAAGUGCAAACCAUACUCCAGUCUACGGUUGAGGAUCAAAAUGAUAACGUUGACAAGCCAACGUUGAUGGAGAACGGGUCUCAGGGAUUCAUCGAACACAUGUGCACGUAUUGUGGAAAAGCAUUUGAAGUGAGUUCGCAUUUGACCAAACAUAUGGAGAUGCAUGAAAACUCAGAUCGAGGAAAUUCAGAUAAACUCGUGCCUACCGAGGACGAGCUGCAAGAAGUAAUAAACCAACUGUAUGAACGAACUGAUUUUACAAUCACGAAACAGAGCCAAAUAGUUGAACAACAAGCUGACAUGGGAUCCUCGCAUGAAAAUGGUAAUUAUUCGCUAAAUGAGUUCCAGGUAACUCCGUUCCAUUCGGAUCUAUCAUAUGGUGAUGUUCAAGGCCAGGAAAAUGAGAAACACUUCGGCUAUGAGCAAACGAUAUGCAUAGAGGAAUCAGAUGAUUAUUCAGAAGCAUCUGUUGCUUCAAGGCGCAAUGAGCCUUCAACGAUUUACCAGACAGAAGAUUUUGAUAGUGGAACAAAUGAGCCACAUGCAUUUUUAACUGAUUUUGAUAGUAGAACAAAUGAACCAUAUGAAUUUUUAACUGAUGGUGCUCAAACGAUCACCAUCGACGACAUCGAAUACAAUCAAUCGACACGUUGCAAUAUUUGUAAUAAAGAGUUUCAGUGCAAAAGAAAACUUCGAGGUCAUAUAGUGGUAGUACAUGGGCCAAAAAAGCAACAAUGCUAUGUGUGCAAAGUUAAAUUUGCUCUUCGAAGCAGCUUACUCCGGCAUUUGACUUCUAAGCAACAUUUGAGCAAAGUGCAGGAAAUACAUCCUACCGAAGCCCUACCUGAGGAAAUCUGCACUACCGAUGAUGUUGGUAAUGACUUCGUGUGUACGAAAUGCGAUCGUACAUUCGGCCGAGCUUGCUAUUUGACGAGUCACAUGAAAAUUCACUUUGGGAAAAAUGCAAAUAAGUUCACAAUGGCGACAAAUGAUGGAAAAGUUGUACCUGAGGAACAACAGCAGGCGGAUGUUCAGCAGCCUGUUCCGGUUAUAUACGUGGAUGAUGACUUAUUUUUGCACUUUACGGUUCUUCAUCCGGUUCCGGAACAGUCGGAGAGACACUACACUAUACUCGAUCCGGAUCGACUGGACCAAAUUUAUGUUCUAAUCAUGGUUUCAAUAGAAAUCAAAACAGAACCAGGUGUUGAAACCCCUAAUCUGCUUUGUCGUCUAUGCUUGAGCGAAGGCUCUCUCGACGAUGUCUUCGGUGAAGAAGGCCUUCGUCAAAGGAUAUUGGAUUACCUAGCCAUCGAUAUAGUUUUCGAAGAUCGCACAAGCAAAAUUAUAUGCGCUAUUUGUCGAUCACGUGUGAAUGAGUUCCACCUAUUUCGGGAACGCUGCCAUGAAGUGCAACACGUACUGCAAUCCAUGCUUCAGGAUAAAGAUCUUGGAAUGGCAAAUAAGCAAAGUGGUAACAAUCAGUUAACAGUUUUCGAAACGAACAUCAGUACAGCAGUGCAAACGCAUCAACAGUAUCAGUGCGAUUCAUGCCAAAAGAUAUUUAAAUCGAAAAAAUAUCUAUUGAGCCAUCAGAAAAUACAUGGACCUAAGGAGCAUACCUGCGUGCAAUGUAGCAAAUCGUUCACAAGACGUCAAGAUUUGAACAAACAUAUGAAAACUCACGCAAACAUCACGGAAAAUAUCGAAGUGAAUGAAAGGAAGCUCACCGUAGGUAAUCUUCACAAUAUAAAAUCGGAACCACAAGAAGUCGAAAUCCAAACGAUACUGACAGAAUCAAAAUUGAGUGAUUCUUCAGAGAAAUCGAAACACAACGACAAAGCGUUGCUGCCAAAAAUACCAGUAAGAUUGGAAUCGGACGCAUCCAAUUCAUUGGAAAAUAUUUCAAACGAUGGGAAUCCUAAUAUGGUUAAAAAGGUUGAUGCAGUUACAAGUAACGAUAAUCAACUGCGGUGUGAUAUCUGCCAAAAAACCUUUAAGUCUAGUAGAACAUUGAGAUCCCACAAGAAAGUCAUACAUGAAGUAAAAGCACACAUAUGCACAAUUUGUGAGCGUCCGUUUUCGUUACGGCGGGCAUUGCUCAAGCAUAUAGAAACACAUCGAUCUAUUCACGAACGAAAGCAAGCAAAGCCGGUUGCAGACACAAAAGAUGUUAUCAAACCACACAAGUGCGACAAAUGCGACAAAGCGUUUCGAGGCAAAGGACGUCUUUGGGAACACAACAAAAAAGUGCAUGGUUCUAGAACUCACGAGUGUCACAUUUGCGCGUACAGAUUCACAACACGACAUCAAUUGAUGAACCAUCUAAAGCGGCAUACUAGAAACAAAGACAGCACUGAAGACUUUUGCCAAUUGCAGCUGGUGCAACAGAAAGAUCAACGUCGCUUCACAGAUACGAAUGCCACGAACUCCGUGGAUCAAAAUGUUGAUACUUCGCUAACAAAAUGCGAAAAAUGCCAAAAAGUGUUCACAGCCCCAAACUCACUGUGGCUACACUACAAAUUUGCUCACAAUCCCAAGAAGCUCAAAUGCUCUGUGUGCAACGUUGAUUUCGUGUCCAGUAUACGGUUGGAAAAGCACAUGCAGGCAAACCACAAGCAAGAGGACGGCAGUUGCCAACCCUUGAAGUGCAAAGUGUGCAGUAAAGUCUUCCAAUUCAAGACACGGUUGAGGCGUCACAUGCUGAAUCAUGGGCCAAGGAAAUACUGCUGUUCGGUUUGUAACAGAACAUUUGGAGUAGAGCAGAACUUGAAGUCGCACAUGAUAUCCCACAAAGACAUAUCUUCUGGUUGCCAAUCAUCUACAGAGGAUAGCAUCAUCACUGAGCAUCACGGUGCAAUUACUUCCAAAGUGAAGUUGGAAAAAAAUUGCUCUGAACCCCAUGAAGAAUCUGAAUGCUCCAGUGCUGAAGCACAUGACAAGGAUCGUCCUACAACCGACGAUGAGUUUCUUUUUGAAGCUGGUGAAUUUAAGAUUGAACCGGAAUGGAUCAUGACUUCAAACAAAAUUGACUCAAAAUUGUUCGCAAGAUCCGAUCGAAUAUGUCGCCUAUGUUUAGGUGAAGAGUGUCUGAGCAGUGUCAUUCAGGAGCGCGACCUACAGCAAUGGAUUUCGGAAUACCUUUCAAUUGUGGUGUCCUCCGAGGACCGCAUGAGUCAUCUGAUAUGUACAAUGUGUCGAAUACGAAUCAUCGAGUUUCACCAGUUCCGAGUACGUAGUCAGGAAGUGCAAAGCUUUCUUCAAAACAUGGUGCUUGAAGAAGGUGGUCAAUCCGAACAAUCCAGUGAUCAAAGACGAAAAAGUAAGCGGAAUACUGAUUCAGGGACUACCAUCCGACAAGCUGUUAGUAGAAAGGAAAUAUGUGAACACACUCAGUGUGAUAUUUGUCAGAAAGUGUUCGAAACCAGGAAACAAUUAACGGAUCACAGAAGAUGUCAUAGAUCUAAGAAACACGGAUGUGCCGAAUGUUACAAAAAAUUUGGCAGACGCGAACGAUUGAAAAAACACAUGGAAAAGCACGCAAAUAAAUUGCUCAAAGCAUUAGAGACAAAUUUGAACGAGAAAGAUAAAAAUAUAGGUGAUCUUGACGAGGCAGUUGUGGUAAAACUAGAGGCAGCUCCAGUUUCUCCAAAUGAUAGUGUCCACGAUUACGAUGAAAGGAGUGAUAAUGAAACACAUGACAAGGACGACAAUGAAGCACUAAUCGGCAUAGAGGAUAUGAUUGAAGUUGAAGAAGUGAAAAUUGAAACUCGCACAGAGAAUGAUGAUGAUCUAGAUAAGAAACCCAUCACCAUUUCUCAUUUCCUGCCAGGGGAAAUAAUUGCCAUAUCAUGUGAUGAUGGUGAGGAUGAUGAAAACAAAAGCAAUCAAAGUGAUACUGGAGAUGAUCACUCAGUCGUUUCGGAUGUACCAGUUCAAUCGAAAGCUAAUGAUAGAAUUCAACAAUAUCAAUGUAACGAAUGCCAGAAACAGUGCCAAACUAAACAAAAGCUCAGUUUUCACUAUAGAUUAGUACAUGGUCCGAAAAAUCACAAAUGCCUAGUUUGUGGACUACAAUUCACUUUACGCCAAGAUAUGAAAACCCACAUGCGUACAACGCAACAUUUAAACAAAUUGCGUGAAUUGUCAAAAAAUAAAACUAGUAAGGCAAAAUAUGAAAACACCAGGACUCACAAGCUAAAAACUGAUUCUGUAGAUAUUACAAAAAUUACGCCAGAAAUAAAACAAGGAAGUUUGAAAACGAUCAGUACAAGCCCCCAAGAACAGGAUAAUGCUUUGUUCUGCGAUAAAUCUGAAAUGGCCAUAUUGCGAAGCACUGCGGUAAAUAGCGAAUCGCCAAGGGAAGACAAUUCCAAUCAUAGUGACGAUUUGCACACCUGCUUCAAAUGCGAUCGCUCUUUCAAGCGAAAAGGCCAAUUAAAAAAUCACAUGAAAAGCCAUAACGAAAAAUUAGAAGGUGAACUGUCAACGGAUAGAGAGGUACUCGAGGCUGGGAUUGAUAAGCUCGCCAGUUAUAACCUAAAGAAAAGGAGCGGUCAACCCAUCACCAAAGAUGCAGAUUCGGAUUCGGAUGUUUCCAUCAUUUUGCAAGAAAAUGAAUGCAAUGUCUGCCGCAAGGUGUUCAAAAAUCAUAAAAAUCUUAAAAACCACAUGAGACAUCAUGGAGUCAAGAAACAUGUGUGUAAUGUUUGUGGAUAUUCUUUUGUUCGAAGUGACUAUUUGAACAACCACAUGAAGACACACACUAGUAAUGUAAAGCAGAGAAAGACUGUCGAGAAAGCCACUUUCAUACAUAAAAAUGCAGAGAAUUUGCAACCAUUCCAAUGCGAUAUCUGCUAUAAGGUAUGUUUGGACGGACAACAACUUCGGUACCACAAAAGAUCUGUGCAUGGUCCGAGAAAUCAUGUUUGCUUGAUUUGUGAAGUUCGUUUCACUAAACGCUUCAAUAUGACGAAACAUCUGCGCACAAAGACACAUCUACUUAAUCUGCGUAGCAAAUUAACUGACAAAAUAACUGACUUCAACAAUGAAGGUACUACAGAACGCGUUUUACAGAAUGAAUCGCGCAUUGACAAUACGCAUGCUCCAGUAGAAUCCAUUCAAGAUGUUUCAUCUAGCGAUGACGAUUCCAUUAGUGGUCAUAGCGAAAGUGUGCAACUCAAUAAGGAACACGUCAACAAUGAAUACGCGUGUUCGAAAUGUAAUCGAACAUUCAAGCGACAAUGUCAGUUGGAAAAUCAUCUGAGAACUCACGACAACGUAUGGCCACAAGGGUCACUACCGAUGGAAUUCGAAGAUGGGGACUCGAGCAUAUCCGAGGAAGGAGAUUCCGACUCAAGUAGCUAGUUUGGUUUGUUGUUAAGAAUAUAGUCCACCAAAGAAAGAUAAAA